Messenger RNA from Pyricularia pennisetigena, 273 nucleotides. RefSeq lists its product as uncharacterized. Bases 1 to 273 code for a protein of 90 amino acids. The record is from RefSeq and is a predicted model, not a curated record. Gene Ontology annotation, biological process: protein insertion into mitochondrial inner membrane. NCBI's taxonomy places the organism in Eukaryota, Fungi, Ascomycota, Sordariomycetes, Magnaporthales, Pyriculariaceae. The transcript is spliced from 2 exons. Gene Ontology annotation, cellular component: mitochondrial inner membrane.
AUGUUCGGAAUUGGACGCCCCCAGCCCAGCUCGGCCGAGAAGAUCGCCGCAGUCGAGGCAGAGAUGAAGCUCAUCACGGCGAUGGCUGCCCGCCUCAACCGCGCAUGCAUGCAAAAGUGCAUCCCUACCAACUACCUCGAGGGCGACCUCAACAAGGGCGAGAGCGUAUGCCUCGACCGCUGCGCCGCCAAGUUCACCGACGUCCAGCUCAAGAUCUCGGAGAUCAUGCAAGCAGAGAACCAGAAGAGGCAGGGAGGUGCCGGUAGCUUUUAA